GCAACAGAAAGGUUCUUCAUUUCUGGGUAAAGUGACCCAAUGUUUGAUUGAACAUCUUGGAAGGCAACUGAGAAUGACAAAGAGAACGAUGAGGCGAAAAGAUAAGAUAAACCCUACGCGGCCAAGCGGUAUCUGGUGUGGGUGAUUCCAAGUAUGAUCAUUAUCCAUUUCUCCAAAAGUCAAUUUCAAUCAUGUGGAAGACGGCUUCGAGAUACUUUGACAGCAAAACGUCACAUGCCAACAUCGCUAUUAGUUCGUUUUUAUUGACUUUUUGUCGCAAAAUAUCCCGUGGAAGAUUCAUUUUGAUACGCAGAAAAUGUACGCUGUCCAAGAGGAGAUGCCCAUAACCCGUUCAACGUAUUGCUUACAAGAAGAGCACUUGAAUUUGCAUUCUCUUGAUUCUUCAAUUUUCUUUUCAUUAUCAAGUGCAUUCUAAUAAACACAACAAUUAGGGAUCUCGUAAUGGCGAUUGAAAGAAUUCUUAUGAACGGUGUAACAGAAAUACUGCAGAAAUUGGUCCCUGUUGUUGCGCAAGAGAUUGGUUCGGCUUGGGGCGUCAAAGAUGAGUUAAAAAAGCUUCAAAGAACCUUAGAGAUGAUUCUUGCUGUGAUAGCUGACGCUGAGAGGAAGCAGGUGACGGAUGAAGCUGUAAGACUUUGGCUGAGAUGGCUAAGAGACGUUGUGUAUGAUGCUGAUGAUGUGAUGGAUGAGUUUUCCUACGAAACCAUGCGCCUGCGCGAAAGAAACAGUUUAAAGCAUAAGGUUCGUGAUUUUGUUUCCUCUUCCAACCCACUGGUUUUUCGUUCCAAACUGGCUAGUCAAAUCAAAGGGAUUAACAACAAAUUGGAUCAAAUUACCAAAGAUAUGGAUAGGUUUCAUUUGAAAACUAUUAUUCCUAGCAGUGCUCACGGCCAGGAAAAUAUCGAGCGGCGAAGCCGACAAACCACAUCAUUUGCAAACCAGUCACAAAUUGUAGGAAGGGAGGGUGAUAAAGAUAAACUUAUAAAAAUAUUAACAACAGUCACCACUGCAUCCUCCUCGACAUCAUUAAGCAAUAACUUGGAGAAGGAACUUCCUGUGGUAUCUAUAGUGGGGAUGGGAGGCCUGGGAAAGACGACACUUGCUCAGCUCGUUUACAAUGAUGAUUCGGUAAAUCGGUACUUUGAACCAAAAAUAUGGGUUUGUGUUUCGGAUGAUUUCGAUGUUUAUAGGCUUUUAUCAUACAUCAUGGAGUCCAUAACACAGGAAAAAUUCAGUGAUUUAUCAAACUUCGAUGUUCUGGUGCGCAAAGUUCGUGAACAGUUGGCUGAGAAAAGGUUUUUGCUAGUCCUCGAUGACCUUUGGAAUGAGGAUGCCGAGCAAUGGGGGAGAUUGCAGAGCUCAUUGACUGUUGGAGCCGAAGGGUGUAAAAUACUAGUAACUACGCGUAAAAGGCAGGUUGCGGAUGUCGUGAAGGGAAGUAUUUCUCCGUACUUCUUAGAAAAAUUACGAGCAGAUGAAUGCUGGUCUAUCAUGGAGAGAAAAGCCUUUUCUCCUGGUGGAGCACUAAAGACUCCAAAUAUGGAUAACAUCGGAAAAGAGAUAGCUAAUAAAUGCAGUGGUUUACCACUAGCAGCGAAGUUUCUCGGGAGUCUAAUGCACUCGAAAAAUAAAGAGAGCAAUUGGUUAUCUAUUAGAGACGACGAUAUGUGGAAUGGGCCUGCUGAAAGCAAAAUAAUACCAGUAUUAAAAUGUAGUUACGAUAACUUGUCACCUCAUUUGCAGCGGUGUUUCUCCUACUGCUCAAUAUUUCCCAAAGAUCGGGAGUUAAGCAAGCAGACUCUUAUUCAACUAUGGAUGGCCGAAGGAUUCCUGCAGCCUUUUAACGAUUGCUCGUUUGAGGACGUUGGAGACGAGUACUUUGAAAGCUUAAUGUGGAGCUCAUUUUUCGAUGGGGUGGAAAAGAAUGAGUUAGAUGAUGUUAUGACGUUCAAGAUGCAUGAUCUUGUCCAUGAUCUCGCGCAGGCUGUUGUUGGAGAUCAUGAAUGCUUGACUGUCAAGGUAACUGAUCAGUUGGAAAAAAUUUCUGAAGUUCGCCGCUUAAACUUAAUAAUGGAUAAAGAAUUCUCAGCAAGCUCCAAAUUCAUAAGCAAUACAAAGCUGCGAACAUUUAUUGUUCUUGAACGGAAUUACGAUUCGGACCUCCGCGGAAUUACAAGUAAUAAGCACUUGCGGGUUCUCCAUUUGGGUGACCGGGGUAAAGACCGUUCGAGGAUCGAAUAUACGACUUCAAAGUUGAGGCAGUUAAGGUACUUCUACAUUUCCUAUACAGUAUUACUUGGUUUUGGUUUGGGUGAUGAUUUAAUCCGUAGGCUUUACAAUUUGCAGACAUUGGUAUUAAGUGGGUGUACCCUAGUUCCAGAUUUUGUUAAAAAGAUAGGAUUUUCAAAACACCUUAGACACCUCGAUAUCUCGUUUACAGAUAUUGAAGAAUUACCUGAUUCUGUUACCAGCCUCCAAAGUUUGCAAAGAUUAGAUCUCAAUAAUUGCAAAAAAUUUACCCACUUUGCAGACUCUGUCACCGGGUUAAGCCAUCUAAAAUAUCUUGAUAUGUCUUGUACACUUAUUGAAAAAUUACCUGGUUUUGUCACUAGCCUUCGCGAUUUGCAUACCUUAGAUGUCAGUUCGUGUAAAUAUUUGAAAGCAUUACCCGAAUAUGUGGCAGGUCUUAGGAAUUUGAGAAUUUUUAAUUUCAAAAACUGCCCCUGGCUAGAAACAUUACCCAAAGAUUUUGGAGCUUUAACCCAGUUAAGAUCCCUUAACUUAGAUGGUACUCGGAUCAAAGUACUACCAGAGUCUUGCAUUUACCUCAGAAAUCUUGAGUAUGUGCAUCUUUUCCAAUGCCAGCUUCCCAAUGAGGUAACACAUUGGGUGAAACUGAGAAAGUUUUACUACACAAACAGCAAAACACCAAUGGGUAUAGGAAAACUAACUUGGUUGCAAGAAUUGAUGUACGAUGUGCGGGAAAAAGUCAUCAACAACGAGCCGGAAUGUAAUGAUGGUAUUGAAGAGUUAGCAAACCUGAACUUUCUUGAGAUGCUAAGCAUCGCGAAUCUACAGAACGUGAAAGACCCGGUUGAUGCAGAGAGAGCGAAUUUGAAAGGAAAACAGAAUCUUAUUCAAUUGGAACUAUAUUGGGAAUGCGGCGAAACAGAAGAAGAUUUGAGCAAGAGUUGGUGGGAUGAGAAGUCGUGUAAUUUUCAAGUAUUUGAAGCUCUCCAACCUCCCCCGAGUUUGACAUAUUUACAGAUACAGAAAUUCAUGGGGCGUGAAUUUCCCACCUGGAUGUGUGAUCCAUCUGGUCCUCUUCUUACUUUGGAGCAUUUGGUGCUGCAAAACUGCAAAGGCAUGAAACAACUUCCAGCAGCUAUUCGGAAGCUACCACGUCUAUGGCGUAUUGAGCUUGAAGGAAUGUCUAUGAGGAGUUUGAACAUUGGCGGAUUUCCUGCCUUGACUAGACUCGACCUUACUGAUAUGUUGGUUUUAGAAGAAUUGUGUGAUUCAUAUCCUUCAUGUCUUGAGGAUCUGAAUAUUAAUGGAUGCAGAAGUUUAAAAGAAAUCCCUUCGCUUCCUCUUCUGAUGAGUUUGGUACUAGAAAAGACAAGCCACGACUUAGUAAGCUCAGUUGGUAGAAGCCAGACAUCUCUGACGCAGCUAUUUCUGGAGAAUAUUGAGGAGCUUACAUACUUCCCAUUAAGCAUACUCGUAAACAACUGCAAUCUUCGAAUUCUGCAAAUUGAAAACUGCAAUCAGUUCCAAGGCUUUGCUAUAAAUGAUGAUGAGAAUGAGAGUGUGGCUCCUCUGCUUGCACCUGAUCACUAUAGUGGUUUUCAGAAUUUGGAACUCAUUGGUUGCCCGGUUCUUAAGUUUCUUCCAGAUUUACGAGGAUGGACUUCUCUUGAGAGAUUGCUCAUCUUCAAGUGCCCGCAGGUGGAGGGGUGUUUAACCUAUGAUCUCAAAUCCCUCUCCUUUCUUAAACUACUGUUUGUUGAUUAUAUUCAAGAACGCGAGCAGCAGCGAGGAUAUCCACUGCUUUACACUGAUUUGAUUAGUUUGGUGGUGGAUUACUAGGAAUCUCGUAUCAUAACCGAAGCUGAUUAAAAACAUUUCCUCAUGCCAAAUGUCUUGCGGGGAAAUUUAUUCAAUUGAGGUCAUGCGUGAAUAUGGUGCCUAAAGAGGGACACGCACACGACGUACAUGUGUGAACGGCGUCCUGUCAUUGAAACCCCAUUCCAUCUUCUAUUUCAGCAUGCAGCUGAAUAGUGCAAUAAGCGGACUACAUGACAAGGCCCAAAGGAGCGGAUUUAAUUGAUCGGGAGCCUGGUUUGGGUAGAAAAGAAGAGCAUAUUGAUCACUCGAAGGAUACGAAAUGAAAUAAUUAUGACAAUUGGUUGGCACUACAAAUUCCCAAGGGUCUGCGCUGCAGCCGUGUAUAUCGCUUAGUUUUAUCCUUGAAACUUUUAAAGUUUAUAAAUACUGCCACCAAUCUGACUUGAUCCUUACAAUGAAAUGUUAUCCUAUUUUGCACAA
Molecule: messenger RNA, 4569 nt
Organism: Papaver somniferum (opium poppy)
Lineage: Eukaryota; Viridiplantae; Streptophyta; Magnoliopsida; Ranunculales; Papaveraceae
Product: disease resistance protein RGA2-like
Exons: 4
Coding region: 463-4110 (1215 amino acids)
Biological process (GO): defense response to other organism
Molecular function (GO): ADP binding
Source: RefSeq, a predicted model, not a curated record